ACGAUUUACUUGGAUCGUUUGCAUAUUUUGCUACAUAAACCCUUCCUCGAACAAGUAGGGUUUUAACAGAAGCCAAGAAUCACAGAGGAAGCGAAGUGUAGUCAGAUAUCCAACGACAAUGGCUUUUCUGAGUAAAUUCGGAAACAUAUUGAAGCAAACCACGAGCAAGCAUCUCAAUGCUCAUGUUUCUUCAUCAAGCCCUUCGCUUUUUCAGGCGAUAAGGUGCAUGUCAUCUUCUAAGCUCUUUAUUGGAGGUAUGGAAUAUAACAUGAAUGAGGAUAGCUUAAGAGAAGCUUUCAACAAAUACGGUGAAGUCGUCGAAACUAGGGUUAUCUUGGAUCGUGAAACUGGUAGGUCGAGGGGAUUUGGGUUCGUUACAUUCACCUCUGCAGAGGCGGCCUCUAGUGCUAUCCAGGCUUUGGAUGGCCAGACUCUCCAUGGCCGGAUUGUUAAAGUGAGUUAUGCACAUGAUAGAACAAGUGGUGGUAAUUAUGGAGGCGGUGGCUAUGGAGGCGGUGGCUAUGGUGGUGGUGGCUACGGAGGCGGUGGUGGUGGAUAUGGAGGCGGUGGUGGUGGAUAUGGAGGCGGUGGUGGUGGAUAUGGAGGCGGUAAUGCUGGUGGAUAUGGAAGCGGUAAUGCCGGUGGCUAUGGAGGCGGUAAUGCUGGUGGCUAUGGAGGCGAUGCGACUGGUAGUCACGGAGGUGGUGGAUAUGGUGCAAGCGGUGGCUAUGGAUCUAGCGUCAGCGGUUAUGGUGACGGUUCAAGUGCAGGUGCAGGUGCUGUUGGUGCCUAUAAUGGAAGUAGUGGUUAUGGAAGUGGCAAUACUUACGGUAGCAACAAUGGUGGAUUCGCUGGAGACAACCAUUUUGAAGGAAACCCAGUUGGCAACAGCUCUCAGUUCGGUGGUGACAAUGCUCAGUCUGGUGUUGCUGGCCAAUAUGGCGGCGAGGCUCAGUUUGGAGGCAUGGAGAAAACUGAGAUAAAGAUGGAGAAUGGACCAGAAGGAGAUUACGAGUAUGACGCUGAUGUUGCCAAAAGAGCUUGAACCAACUAGCAAAAAAUGUUGUCAAGACUUUGUUGUCUUGUCAUAUUUAUCGGAUGACUAGUAGUAGUAGCUACUCUAUAGUUAUUCAUGAAGGAAACACUUUAUUUAGUAGAAUCAGUCUGCUUUUUCUAUCUUGAAAAUAAUUUGUUAGCUUGAGAUUGUUUCUUAAGGUAUACACUGAUUCUUCUUUAAAGCGCUGUGUUCCAGCUUUGAUUUUGGUCUGAUAUACGUAACUUUAAUUUUGU
Eutrema salsugineum is the source of this 1290-nucleotide messenger RNA. Its product is annotated as glycine-rich RNA-binding protein 3, mitochondrial. The transcript has 5 exons. The coding region runs from base 119 to 1045 and encodes 308 amino acids. NCBI's taxonomy places the organism in Eukaryota, Viridiplantae, Streptophyta, Magnoliopsida, Brassicales, Brassicaceae. Gene Ontology annotation, molecular function: RNA binding. The record is from RefSeq and is a predicted model, not a curated record.